This is a messenger RNA of Thelazia callipaeda (thelaziosis nematode), 2769 nucleotides long. The record is from the annotation of a GenBank genome assembly. NCBI's taxonomy places the organism in Eukaryota, Metazoa, Nematoda, Chromadorea, Rhabditida, Thelaziidae.
AUGAGUACGUGUACGCCACAAUAUUAUGGUAGAAAUCCACCGCAACUACCGAAGGAGUACUUGACAUCAACCAAUCUAAACAAUACAGAAACAGCAUCAGAUUGCAUAAAAAAUAUUAAUGGAAAUGGUAGCAAAGAUUCAUGGAACUUAAAUGAUCACACUACUCCAAAAAUUGGUACAAACGAUUUUAAUGGCAUGACAAAAACGAAUGAAUCUUGCGUACAAUGUUAUCAUCUCAAAAAGCAAUUUUAUGAGUUAUCUCUCAGAUUACAAGAGGCAACAGAAGAAAUUAAAUUGAGAUCAAUCAAUGAAUUGAAUAAUCAACGUGAGAAAACAUUGAUAACGGAUCGGUCUCUAUACAAAUUAUCAGCAGAAAUGUCUGAUGCUGCUGUUCAGACCAUAAAGUUAGAGCAAAAUGAUACUGGUACGAAUAUCUCACUGAUCGAUCAAAUGGGAGAUUUGUUCACGGAUAUGGCUACUUCACCAGUUCCUCAACCAAGAUUCUACUCCAUUGCAAUUUCUACAGAUGAUCAACUACUUCUUACAUCACGUCAAGAUGUUGCCACUGAUUUGCCGGAUAAGUAUCUGCUUGCUCCUAAAUUGUCACAUAAUAACGAUUCAUACGCUGAUUCAGUUACUACUGUUGAUUGUGCUUGUGGCAAUGAUUUUUCGUUGGCAGUAUGUGAUAUCUCAAGUGCUACGGAUCCUAUUGCGGUCAAAGAUUCUUUUACGAUGACUCUUCCAAUCAUGCAUCACUCCCAUUCGAUUCAAACUUCACAGAUUAACACAACGUUACUUAUUUGUUAUUACAGAUCACUAAGUGUCUGCACCAUACCGACUCCAAUGGUAACUCGAGGUGUGGAUGCGCAACAAAUUGUCAAGAAGGAUUCAUGCACCACUUAUGAUGAUUUGCUAACUGAAAAAAGUGAUGAGAAUUUGCCUAAUAUGGAAAUGAACGAGCAGGCAGUUUAUGGCAAUACUGUUGCAUCGCAAACUGAAUUUGAACCAGAGCAAAGUGAACCACGAAUACUUAACGAUACGGAAAUAGCUGAAUCACUUUGGUUACUUCCAACUAAGGAAAGAAAAGAUGUAGCAGUUGGUAAUGAGGAUGUGAUCGAAAACUUAAUGCUAAAUGAUGUCAUAAGUCAGAAUUUGCAACAUCAAGUACUGUUACUGGACAUAGAUGAAGAUGAGGUUUGUGUGAUGGAGGAAUCACUAUCUGAUCCUGAAGCAGUUGACUUCGAAAGUUUUCAUUCUGAAGAAAAAUUGCCGAUGAAGCAACAUAUAGUGAACGAUCCAAAUUUAAUAUCGCUAAAAACAAAAGAAGGGGUAAAAGUGAGUGAGUCUCGAGUAUUAGGUCAUGCUCGAGCUGCUGUUGUCAAGAAAAUGCUUACAGAAAAAUCGCCGCAGUUAAGUUUUAUUCGCGGUGCUGUGAUAUCAAAAUCAUGCCGAUCAUCCAGCAGGAAAGGAAACUCGCUUCAGUACAUCGCAGAUCAGCAUAAAGCAACGGCUAAUGUAUAUCAGAGUUAUUUUUCUUCAUUUAUUUGUCAUACAAGAAAUGAUUUUCAAAAAAGUUCACCACCUUCAACACCUCAAAAAACGAAUGGUGCACUGAAGGAAAAAGUGAUUCUCAAGAAAGAUCUCGUACCAUCAUCACUACCCAUACUUUCAUCUGAAGUACCAGAACCAGUUCCUGCUCGAAUACCACGACCCAAAAUCAGCAAGUACAAUCCGGGCGAGACUGUACCCCAGUCACCUGAUGAAGAAGCUGAACUAGCAGAUCGUUUGACUCCGCUACGCUCAGAAAUGCGAACUUUACGAACGUACUCAAACGGGAGAGCAGUAACAUUUCCUCGAGUGUUACCAAAUGCACCACCCAAAAUGUCACCUACAACAUUUAGAGCUAACAAACCUGUCAUUUUCGAUGAUAGUUCAAGUUCAUCUUCUGAUUCAGAAGGUUCAUAUGAUACGAACGAGAAUAACCGUACUGUUCAAUUUCACUUAACAGAACAACUUAGUGAAGCAGUUGAAAUAUUAAACAAAUAUUUCGAAAAAUCAGAUUCUGUCAAAUCUGCAAUGUUUGAGUGGGCUAAAAAGUUCACUAAACAUGAAUGGUUGAAAACAGCAGCUCGAAAAACAGCCUCAUCUGUUCAAGUAGAAGGUUUUAUCCACUAUUUGAAAGCGACAUCAAAUGAUGUGCUCAAAUUUGUCGUGAAUCUUACGGAUCCUAAUGAGAAUACUUCUCUUCAUUAUGCAGUAUCUCAUGGUAAUUUUGAUGUUGUUAGUGUCUUGUUAGAUUCACGUGUAUGUAAUUUGGACCGCGCAAAUAAGGCUGGAUACACAGCAGUAAUGUUAGCAGCACUUUGUGAUGCGUCUGAUGAAGUCGAAAGUGCUGUUAUUCAUAGACUUUUCCAGUUAGGGAAUGUCAAUGCUCAAGCUGUCCAGCAUGGACAAACAGCAUUGAUGUUGGCCGCUUCACAUGGCAAAAUAAAAACAACAAAAUUAUUAAUAGAUUGUCAAGCAGACCUUAAUAUACAGGAUGAGGAAGGUUCUACGGCUCUGAUGUGUGCUGCUGAGCACGGUCAUCAAGAAAUCGUGAAAUUGCUGCUCGAACAACCACAAAUUAAUGCUUCACUUUCUGACUGCGAUAGUUCCACAGCUCUGUCAAUAGCAGUGGAAAAUGGUCAUCGUGAAAUUGGUGUGCUAAUUUAUGCCCACCUUAAUCAUGCAUGCAAAAACGUUCAGCAACAAUCUGUAUCAACUUCAUAA